Molecule: messenger RNA, 2197 nt
Organism: Microplitis mediator
Lineage: Eukaryota; Metazoa; Arthropoda; Insecta; Hymenoptera; Braconidae
Product: uricase
Exons: 4
Coding region: 135-1202 (355 amino acids)
Biological process (GO): purine nucleobase catabolic process; urate catabolic process
Cellular component (GO): peroxisome
Molecular function (GO): urate oxidase activity
Source: RefSeq, a predicted model, not a curated record
GAACUGGAGCUCGUAAUUUGCUCUGUGAUAUUUUUCUCUGUAUUACAUAAAAUUUUUAAUUAGCUCUUUACUUCAGUGCUUUAUUAAUUGAUAUAUAAUAUAUAUAUAUAUAUAUAUAUAUAUAUUCGUUCAAAAUGAGUAAAUUAGGUGCAUUAGCUGACGAUUCGUUAUCAAUAAUGGGGAGAAAAAAUAUUUAUUUGAAUAAUCGCGAGUUAAAAAAAAACUAUGGUUUAAUUAAUAAUAAAAAAAAUUCACAUGCUUGGAAUAAUUUACAAUUAAAUCUUGUUUCUAAACAUGACGAUACGGAUAACUAUGAAAUAGGAGCAUACGGUUACGGUAAAAAUAAUGUAAAGCUGCUUUACGUAAAACGCGAAGACAAAUAUCGACACGAAAUUCAUGAAUAUGAAGUCGAUACUCAUCUGCGACUGGGAUCACAAAAAGACUAUUUGGAGGGCGACAAUCGGGACAUAAUAGCCACCGACAGUCAGAAAAACACGGUCUACAUACUCGCUAAAAAAUACGGAAUAAAAUCCCCCGAAGAAUUCGGAAUAUUGCUGUGCGCUCAUUUUCUGUACACUUACAAACAUGUAGAGGAAGUGCACGUUAACAUAGAGGAAUAUCCGUGGAUGCGUCAUAGCGUUAAUGGAGUCCCCCACAACCACGCUUUCAUUUUCAAUCCUCAAGUCAUAAGACACUGUCAGGUUACACAACUCCGAAAUGAAUCUCCGAAAAUUCGUGGCGGCCUAAAAGAUCUCCGUGUUCUAAAAACAACGCAGAGUUCGUUUAUCGACUUUAUACAAGACGACUAUCGAACACUGCCCGAUGCAAAUGACAGAAUAUUUAGCACAGUAGUAUCAGCUUCUUGGGAUUUCUCGACUGCCAAAGACGUUGAUUUCGACCGAGUCUGGACCACCGUCAAAAAUUGCAUUCUAGAAAAUUUUGCCGGCCCCCCUUCAACUGGAAUUUCUUCACCCAGCGUUCAAAAUACUCUUUAUUUAGCUGAGAGAUGUGUGUUAGAUAAAAUUGACCAGAUUAAAAGCAUUGAAAUGCGUAUGCCGAACAAACAUUACUUAGAUCUUGACAUGAGCAAGUUUCCCAAACUGGUUGAAGGAGAGAACAAAGAAGUCUAUCUGCCAGUUGACAAGCCUGCGGGAAUUAUUUACGCACAACUGAAUAGAAAAGACGUUACCUCGAGGUUAUAGUGGAUUGAGUAAAAAAACUAUAGAUCGAAUUAUAAUACGAAGAAAAUAAACCCAAGACAUGUAAAAAUAAAAACCCACGUUUCCGGAGUCAUAUCAUGGAAAUACCUGUUUUUACAAAUAUUAUAUAUAAGUUUUCAAGUAUUUAAUAUAUAUUUAAAAUACGCCUUAGGUAAUAACGGAUGUUUGUACUCUUUUUUAUGGUAUUGACAAAAUAUUAAUAUAUAUACAUUUUUUUAUUAGUGCGUGCAGUAUUUUUUUUUUUUUAGUAUAUUUUGUACAGAAAAAAAUCAAUUGUUAAUAAUAAUGAAGUGAUGAGACUGUUAUUAAUUAAAUUAUCAUUUUCCUCUAUUGAUACUUGAGCAGGCAUCCGAAAUAUGGAGUUAUGUAAGAUCAAAAUUAUUUUCAUUAAAUGCCGACAGUAGGUUUAUUUUAUUUUAUUCAAGGCGUCUGCGGGUUAGUAGCGAAUCGGCUGCAAUUAUGUAAUUAAACAGUAAAGGAACAAUGAUUGUUUCACUUUUUGUCUGGUGUUUAUUUAGACUUCGAUACAUCGAUUAGGGACUCUACAUAUUUUUUUUUUAAUUUUUAGAUUAUUUGUAAGCCUUUGAAAUAUUGCGCUCACACGAUCGUAAUUUUUUUUUAACUGAGAAUUUUUUUGAAAACAUUUUACUACUGAGUCAUUUUACUAGCAGAGAUUGAAAAUCAAAUGGAGGAUUUAUUUAAUUGCGGAUUGAAUCAAUACCCGGGAGUUUCAUCACGAGUUAACACUAGUCUUAUUUGAAAAAAUAUUAUUAUCAUAUUUUUACAGAGAAUUAAAUUUUUUAUGACCAAUAAUUUGAUUAGAAAAAUAAGCGACAAAAAUUGACGAAAUUUUGGGUCGCUUGAAAAUUUUUUUAAAGGAAAUCUUAAUUUUAAACGUUUUUCCUUUACUUUUAUUUUGAUAUUUCAUAUGUUAUUCGUGACGAUGCUUAAAAAACUAGAAAUAUUUUUCUAAUUGU